Radiomyces spectabilis is the source of this 580-nucleotide messenger RNA. Its product is annotated as microsomal signal peptidase. Gene Ontology annotation, cellular component: signal peptidase complex; endoplasmic reticulum membrane. Bases 93 to 335 code for a protein of 80 amino acids. NCBI's taxonomy places the organism in Eukaryota, Fungi, Mucoromycota, Mucoromycetes, Mucorales, Radiomycetaceae. Gene Ontology annotation, biological process: protein targeting to ER. The record is from RefSeq and is a predicted model, not a curated record. The transcript is spliced from 4 exons.
AACGCGUUAUUUCAGCAACCGACCUAUGCUCUGGGUGGGUUUUCUCCCCCUUUCCUCUGGCAUCUUUCAACUGGAGAGGCAAUUAAAAAGUCAUGGCAUUGGCAGAACUACUUGAAUGCACCAUUGAUUUCGAGGGUCAGAAGCUUGCUGAUCAAAUAGCACAGGUGUUGCUGACAGUUUUCUCGAUUGCGAGCUUUGUCGUUGGAUUUAGUGCUCAAUCCAUGCUUCUCAUGUUGGCGAUAUUCGCGAUGGGCGUGGUUGUCACUGUCGCUGUUGUUUUACCUCCUUGGCCCAUGUUUCGACGCCACCCACAACCCUGGUUAAAGGCCGAAUGAAUGAUUGAUUGCGCCGUCGCCGCGCAUAUGCUAUCAUAAUAUAUCAGAGUUGUAUGGUUGAACGACGAAAACAAUCACUUUACAAGGACCACUCCACUUUCUCACUUUGACAGUCGUUUCUAUGCUUUGAACUGAUCCAAUACAAUUAUCUUUAAAGCUUCAUUUCUCUUCCAUCUUCCACCCUCGGAAUAGGAUUAAAAUAACGUGGAUGGUGCCAACAAUUAUGCAUUCGUUGGAUAAACACG